UAUACAAGAAAAUGAGGGAUGAUGGGAGAGCCAAUAAAAACCAGAACGCCGGAAACAAAUAAACAAGCGCCGAACAGAGAGAGAGAGACAGAGCAGAGCACGGAGCAUGAACCAAAAACUAGGAAACGAGCAGGUCGAUGUAUAUAGUAGUCCAGCAUUAGCCAACAGCUCCAGGACAAAAACACCCCAUUGCCGUUUCCUUCAUUCUCCUCCGUCGCAUCGUGUCUCCUCCUCCUCCACCACAACCACCACCACCACCACAAAAGCUGCCGGUUUUUGUUUUUGUUUCGCUCAUCAUACCUAUCGUAUUGUACUAUCAUCCAGCUACCUGUCCUCCCACUCUCUCUCUCUCCUCUCUCCCUCCCCCCCUCUCUCACUCUCUCUCUCUCUCUCUAUUCCGUUGGACAGUCCGUAUAUGUGCGUGCGGUGUGUGCGCAGCUACCUGAUCACAUAUUCCCAGCUCAACAAAAUUACCAGCCUGUCCUUCUCUCUUUCAUCCUAUGACACUCCAUCCCGUCCCAACUCACUCCUUCCAUUAUUCUAAUCUCAAUUUCAAUACGAAUUAUAUCUCCCACCGCUUCCACUUGUUCCCGCAGCUCUACCACCUUUACAACCACCCCACUCCUCCUCUUCACCUCCCCCAAAGGCCCCGCCGCUCGGCCCACAUGGCCACCGGGCCCACCUCCGCGGGCCCACGUCCAAAAGACAAGCUCCUCGUCAUCAUGGGGGCCACCGGCGCCGGCAAGUCCCGCCUCUCCCUCGACCUCGCCACCCGCUUCCCCUUCUUCGAAAUCGUCAACUCCGACAAAAUGCAACUCUACCGCGGCCUAGACAUCACCACCAACAAGCUCCCCCUACCGGAACGACUCGGCGUCUCCCACCACCUCCUCGGCGAGUUCGACCCCCUAGACGGCGACUUCACCCCCGCCGAUUUUCGCGCCGUCGCCGGUCAGGUUGUUUCCUGCAUUACCAAUCGGAGGAAGGUGCCGAUGCUCGUCGGCGGGUCAAACUCCUUCAUUCACGCGAUGGUCGCGGAACGGUUCGAACUGGGCUCCAAUGUCUUCGAACCGGGUUUCGACGCCUCCGUCUCGGCCGAGCUCAGAUACGAUUGCUGUUUUCUUUGGGUGGACGUGUCGAUGGCGGUGUUGACGGAGUAUUUAUCAAAGCGAGUCGACGAAAUGCUCGACUCGGGAAUGUUCGACGAGUUGGCCAAGUUUUGCGAACCGGAUCGCCAGGACAAGCACGACCCAGCUGCGGUUCCGACAGGGUUGAGAAAGGCGAUUGGAGUGCCCGAGUUCACCCGGUAUUUUAAAAAAUACCCACAAAGUAAAAGAGACGAGGACGACGACCUGGAGCGGAGAGGAGCGUACGAAGAGGCGGUGAGGGCGAUCAAGGACAACACGUGUCAGCUCGCGAAGAGGCAGAUAGGGAAGAUCCUACGGUUAAGAGGGGGAGGGUGGGACUUACGAAGACUAGACGCAACGGACGCGUUUAGGGCGGUGGUUGCGACGUCGACGUCGGAAAAUGACGGAGGAGAGCGGUGGUCAGAGAUAUGGGAGAGGCAGGUGGUGGAACCAAGCGCGAAGAUUGUGAAGCGCUUCUUGGAGGAGUAGGUCUUCCAGCUUUUUCCAGCUAUACAUUUCCUUUUUUUUCUUUUUUCUUUUUUUAAAUUCUCCUCCAAAUGUUGAGUUCGUUAACAAUUUUGGGGAAAAUUCUUCUGUGCCUCUGCUUCCCAAUUCCUGUAUGCACCGGAGAAAAAAAAUGGAAAAAUCGAAGGGUGGGAGUGGACUCGGAAGACCGAGACCAGAAUGCGACAAGUUUUGGAUUUUGGGAGGGAAAUGCAAAAAACACGAAAUACAGGAAAUUGAGAGGGAAAAAAAGAAAAAGAAAAAAUUAUUUUGGCAAGUGAGCAAAAGAGUUUUGUGAAAUUUUCGCAACUUAAAUAGGGAAAUUCUGUGAAUUUUAUUCUCUCAAAUGUAAUUGAGCAGGGACUCUUUUAAUCACAAAUUUAGUGUGUUAGCAA
Pyrus x bretschneideri (Chinese white pear) is the source of this 2023-nucleotide messenger RNA. RefSeq names its product adenylate isopentenyltransferase-like. The transcript has a single exon. Bases 501 to 1613 code for a protein of 370 amino acids. Gene Ontology annotation, cellular component: mitochondrion. Gene Ontology annotation, molecular function: AMP dimethylallyltransferase activity; tRNA dimethylallyltransferase activity. Gene Ontology annotation, biological process: cytokinin biosynthetic process; tRNA modification. The record is from RefSeq and is a predicted model, not a curated record. NCBI's taxonomy places the organism in Eukaryota, Viridiplantae, Streptophyta, Magnoliopsida, Rosales, Rosaceae.